AUGCGAAACGUGGACCUGACAAACGUUGGGCACGACGAAGUGUUGUUUCAGAGGGUUAGGACGGCAUAUGACGAGAUGCGUGGAACGCGAAAUCGCAAACCGUUCACCGUCCCAAAAACGAUUCAAUAUGUCAAGUUCGAACUCAUGUUCCGACACAAGUCGCGAGAGUGCGUGGGAAACAUAGAAGUCGACUCUAUCCCCUCCAUCAAAGAAGUCUACAACGGCGAGUACGCCUACCGGCCGUGUCCGCCUGACAUCGGGAAGUACCCGGUCCACCCGCAGGUCUUCAUGCACUCCUUUUUCGAGCCGGGCGACCACACCGGCUCGGCGGUAAUCAACCGGCUCCUAAAGAAAUUGUAUGGCGAGGCUAAGCUGCGGAGUGGACCUCGGAUCUCUGCCCCCGCCUCUUCCAUCUCCUUCGCCGCCCACGCCCUCCGGACGCUUAACCGCCGCAGCGCGUCGGGCAGCCGUGUGCACGCAGCGCGGCUCUCCUCGAGGUAGUGCGGCGCCGCGAUGGAUGAGGGGAAUCUAUUAUUAUUUUGCGUGCAAUUUAUCUAUCAAAAUAAACCUGUGAGAAAAUUGCCAAUCUUAGAAAGAGGGAACGGCAGGAUAUCGUGCAGAGAUAAGAGGGGAAAAGGAAGUUGGAAAUGCUCGCUUCAGAGACAACAAGC
Phialemonium atrogriseum is the source of this 671-nucleotide messenger RNA. RefSeq lists its product as uncharacterized. Bases 1 to 501 code for a protein of 166 amino acids. The record is from RefSeq and is a predicted model, not a curated record. The transcript has 3 exons. NCBI's taxonomy places the organism in Eukaryota, Fungi, Ascomycota, Sordariomycetes, Cephalothecales, Cephalothecaceae.